UAAUCAGUCACUCUCGUGCGCUCGAACUGGCUGGACGUGUUCUGCUGCGAAAAAAAAACCAUUUUUUGUUAUUAUUCUUAUUCUUCGGUGAAUCUUCGUCCGGCUGUUCGUCGUGAUCGUGCGUUCCGGUGAUAUUUGGCGUGAGUGAGUGAUUGUGUUUGUGACUGUGUUGGUGCCAUUGUUGUCAAUCAGUACAGAGUGGAUUUAUGCUGGCCGGUUGAGUCACCAAUAAUGUGCGGUAUUGAAGUCGCUCCAUGACUACAGCUUGAACCUCAAAUUCGGCAAGUGGGGAAGGAAAAAAGCCGCAGAAACUGUCGUCAACGUGAACGUUUCCAAAAAAUUAGUGAAAUUGCAAGUGAAACAAACACUGCUUUAUGUAAGAAACGCCCAGUGAAACAUGUUUAUGAAGUGUGUAAAGUGACAAAACCUCAACAUCUGACGAAAUCGAACCCUGAAAUCGAUUGGUGGCAUUUCGGCGGUUUAUGAACGGUGCGUUUUAAGCGGCUUAAGUGCGCGACCAAUUCUAGCACAGUGUGACAACACCUUAAAAAAUAUUACCCAAACGUCAACCCCCACCCCCUCGAAUCGAGCACUGCCAGCUGAAAGUGUACGUUUUUUUCCUUCUUAAACGUUCUUCUCAUUAUUUUAAUUUGGAAUUGCGCGCGCAAAGAAUCUCUCGUGGCUUCGGAGAAUUAGAACAAAUUGUGAGUCGUGGUCGUUGCUAUCGUCAUCCCUGGAAUUGUGUUGAACUGGAAUAUUUUUUAGCAACGAAAGAGUAGCGGGAAAGUUAUUGUAGUCAACCUAACUGGCAGGAAUCCAAUGUAACGCCGUCAGCAUCACCACGUUGUAGUCCGCGUUAUCGCUAGUGUUAAGUGUUUACCUUAGAACCAGCAGCAGGCGCCACCAGCAUGCCGUCCCACAGCAGCAGCAGUAGUUUAAGCCGGAGAGUUCUCUGGCCAACGGUGACGGUGACCCUGGUGGUCAUCUCUUGGGCCGCCAGCAGCGUCCGGGCGACACCUGUCCAAACAACGUCACAGGCCGAGCUCUACCUGUCACAGUUUGGAUACCUCAGUGCAAAGUUCCGCAAUCCAACGAGCGGGAACCUGCUGGACAAGGACAGCUGGGAGAAGGCGAUCAUGGAUUUUCAGAGCUUCGCCGGGCUGAAUGUGUCCGGCGAGCUGGAUCCGGAAACGAUGGAGCUGAUGUCACUGCCACGGUGCGGAGUUCGGGACAAGGUGGGCUUCGGGACGGACUCCCGGUCGAAGCGGUACGCGCUGCAGGGCAGCCGGUGGAAGGUGAAGGCCCUCACCUAUCGGAUAUCCAAGUAUCCGGCACGGUUGGAUCGGCUGGAGGUGGAGAAGGAGAUCGCGAAGGCAUUUUCGGUGUGGAGUGAGUACACCGAUCUGACGUUUACACCGAAGAAGAGCGCUCCGGUGCACAUCGACAUCCGGUUCGAGGUGAACGAGCACGGUGACGGAGAUCCGUUCGACGGUCCCGGGGGUACCCUGGCCCACGCGUACUUCCCGGUUUACGGCGGUGAUGCGCACUUUGACGAUGCCGAGUUCUGGACGAUCGGCAAGAGCCGGGGGACGAACCUGUUUCAGGUGGCGGCGCACGAGUUUGGCCACUCGCUCGGGUUGAGUCACUCGGACGUGCGAUCGGCGCUGAUGGCUCCGUUCUACCGGGGGUACGAUCCCGUGUUCCGGCUGGAUUCCGACGAUGUGCAAGGAAUCCAAGCGCUGUAUGGUCGCAAAACGAACGGUGGCAGCAGUGGCGGAAGUGGUGGCUCCAGUCCAACCCGGCCAACGCAACGCCCGGUGCAGAAGGACCCCGACUCCGAGUUGUGUUCCUCACCGAAGAUCGACGCCAUCUUCAACUCGGCCGACGGAGCCACGUACGCCUUCAAGGGUGACAGCUACUACAAGCUGACGGAGAACGCCGUCGCCGAGGGAUAUCCGAAGAAGAUCGCCGAGGGGUGGCCCCAACUGCCAGGAAACAUUGACGCUGCGUUUACGUACAAAAACGGCAAGACGUACUUCUUCCAGGGCACCAAGUACUGGCGGUACUCGGGCCGCCAGAUGGACGGCGACUACCCGAAGGAAAUCAGCGAAGGGUUCACCGGCGUGCCGGACCAUCUGGACGCGGCGCUGGUGUGGGGCGGCAACGGCAAGAUCUACUUCUACAAGGGCAGCAAGUUCUGGCGGUUCGAUCCGCUGAAGCGGCCGCCGGUCAAGUCGACGUACCCGAAGCCGAUCUCCAACUGGGAGGGCCUGCCGAACAACAUCGAUGCGGCGCUCCAGUACACCAACGGGUACACGUACUUCUUCAAGGACGAUAAGUACUAUCGGUUCAACGAUAGGACGUUCUCGAUCGACCAAUCGGACCCGCCGUUCCCGCGGCCGGUGGCCCACUGGUGGUACGGCUGCAAGAACUCCCCCUCGACCUUCGACUCGAUAGGUAAUAUUAAAACACUUAAGAAAGAAGAAGAUCUGCACCACAAUGACGCCGAUGAUUUGAUUUUGGAUGCUGCGGGUCCCGACACCAACGAUCGUCCUGCCGGCGAUGACUACAACAGCGGAAGUGGUGCCAGCUUCAUCCGGCUCAACGUCAGUAUUAUCCUUGCGGUGGCAGUGUUGCUAGGAUUCGCGAGAACACUCUAAAGUCCCUCCAAAAUCCAGACAAGGGAGCAAAAUUUUCGUUACCACAAAAGCGGAGAGUUUCGACCCUAUUUUUUCAUGUGAGAGAUCUUUGUACGCGUGAGCUGUAUGUGAGAGCGUGAGAGUGUGUGCAUUUGUUGUUUUCGAGGAAACGGCCAGUUUUGCGUCAGAAAAUUGAUCUCACACAAUUUUGAUCCGAGCGCAGCUUCCAGAAACGAACGUACGAGCCAGUGACUAAACAUUAGAAAAAAAAGAUCGAUUUCUUCGCAGUGAGAGGAGAGCUCUUCGAAAGAGUCUAAAUUUUUAAACUAUAUACAAAAUAGUUUCGUGAUACAGAGGAUUAGUUACAUAUCUGUUUUCUUAGAACCGCGAUUGUUUUUAAAGAUGGGUUCAACUAAUUAGGAUUUCGAAAUGGUACUAGUAACAAAUCACUAAAAAACAUUCAAAGUCAUUAACGUAAGAGUUUUUAAGUUCAACUUUUAGCAAUAUACAAGUGUGACGAAAAGAGAAGGAAAAUCAGUAAACGGUGCCUUUAACCAAGUUGUACAUACCAAUUAAUGUAUUUUUAACAUGAAAUAAAAAAAAACAUUACAACAAACACAGUUCCACGAGAAAAAGCAUAAACAAACCAUUGGAAAACUAACUAUUGAUUGUUGAUUAUUAUUACCUUCAUUCAACUUUUUUUCUAUCACAUCUUUACGAAUACGACCAACAAGCUUUACAACAACACACCUUGUGUAUCUAUAUGGAAUCGAAAUCUAAUCAUAUCUAAACUAGUGAGCAGUUCCAUUCAAACGUCCCAAGUGAACUGAAACCAAGUGCAUUCUUACACAAAAUGUAUCAAUGAGAAUUUUGUACAUAUUUAUUGCGAAUAGUUUCCUAGGAUUAACCAGAAAAUCAGCAAACAGAUCAGUAAUAAAGCAAGUAACUGUUUGAAAA
Messenger RNA from Culex pipiens pallens (northern house mosquito), 3596 nucleotides. RefSeq names its product matrix metalloproteinase-14 (gene Mmp1). Lineage: Eukaryota; Metazoa; Arthropoda; Insecta; Diptera; Culicidae. Gene Ontology annotation, biological process: extracellular matrix organization; proteolysis; collagen catabolic process. Bases 909 to 2660 code for a protein of 583 amino acids. The transcript is spliced from 7 exons. Gene Ontology annotation, cellular component: extracellular matrix. Gene Ontology annotation, molecular function: zinc ion binding; metalloendopeptidase activity. The record is from RefSeq and is a predicted model, not a curated record.